Messenger RNA from Didymodactylos carnosus, 993 nucleotides. Lineage: Eukaryota; Metazoa; Rotifera; Eurotatoria; Philodinida; Philodinidae. The record is from the annotation of a GenBank genome assembly.
UAAAAUUGGGCCCAAACCAAUGUGAUAUUCGGAUUCAGCACACUCGAUUACCUAUUGUCUACUAAGCUUCAGACCAAAAGCGUUUAAACAGUUGGGGUACUUCCCUCGUAAGUGGGCGAAAAAUUGCUUGGAAAUUCCAGCCUGAUAUGCACUAGGUGAAAAGCAAAAUAAUGAGUGCAAAAGUUUUAUUUAGAUCUUCAUCAACCUGACUUCAAGACCGUAAUGUACUCUUAAAUAAAAGCUUGCAAAUCUUCUGGUGGUUUGAGGGAUUCGCGAGGCACCCAUCUGUACCGACAACCGGUAUACGUUUUUUUCAUGUGUUGUACUGAUAAACACUCUACUUAAUUUUUCUUUAUUUCAGAAACAAUUGAUGAAACAAUUAGCACCAUAUUUGAUCAUCGUGGUCUAUCAUUUGCAAAUUUAUCUACUUGUUGUGGUGCUGCUACGUGUUUUAAUCGAACAUUGGUUUUUAAUAAAAAUAUUGUCUUGUUACCAUUAGUUAAUGAUAAUGAAAACCUAAACGAAAAUGUUAUCAUGUUCUGUUCCAUGUUACUGAAAAUGUUACAUGAAUUUUUCCACAUUUUACGACGAUCAAUUUUUAGAUCAUCAUGGAAUUUAUUUUACAAACGUACACCACCUAGAAAAACUGUCUCACGCGGCAAUAUCAAAAUAGCUGAAGGUAGUUGGCAGUUAGAAGAUGGUUUAUUCGGGUUUAUUUAUGAAUCAAUUGGGUUAGAAGACGCUGAGUUUUUACUUGAUAUUCGUAAUUGGAAAAGCUUAUCACAUGAUCAAUUUAGAAAACGCUUGUUAGAGAUAAAACUAUUUAGUACAGAAGAAAACAAAUCGGUUAAUCGAUGGACCUUACCUAGCAGAGGUAGUAAUUUAUCAGACAAUGUGGACGAAAGUAUUGAUGACACAGCACAUACAUAUGAAGCACGGAUGGAAUUGAAACAAUGUGCUCUCGUGGAUCUUAGAUGCGAUAAUAUGUGUUAA